This is a messenger RNA of Rodentolepis nana, 1833 nucleotides long. The record is from the annotation of a GenBank genome assembly. Lineage: Eukaryota; Metazoa; Platyhelminthes; Cestoda; Cyclophyllidea; Hymenolepididae.
AUGGCUGAAACCAAAAUAAUAACUAACACGAGUGACGGUAUUAGGUUUUUUAAGUUCAAUGCUACUGAUGGAUUGAAGUUUCUUCAAAAGGAGUAUAAAAGCGCCGCUAAAGUCGUGUGCUACACUCCGGAUGGAUUGGUUUACGCGUUUAGCGAUGGUGAAAAAUUAAUUAUACGAAAUGAUGGAGAUGACUCUGAAAUAGUUUCUAUUGAGCAGCCAAACAUUUCAAGAAUGGCAAUUUCCCCGGAUGCAAAGUAUUUGUGUACAUACACUCCAUUUAGAAAAACACCUGAGCACGCGGAAGGUCAGCCUAAUCUAAAUCUCUAUGAGAUUGCAACGGGGAAAUUAAUUGAAUCCAGAGUUCACAUACAGAUGGAAACUUGGCGUCCUCAAUGGUCCCUUGAUAGCCAACUCUGCAUUCGAGUUUUUCAGGGUGAAAUACAGUUCUUUCCCGAAAAUAAACUAGACGAGAAGCCAGCUAAACGAUUGGCCUUAAAGGGCAUGCGACAUUGUUCCCUUUCAAAAUCGCCCAAGAAUCGUCAUUUAGCUGUUUACACUCCAUGUGUGAAGAGCGAGCCAGCGACUGUGUAUAUUUAUGCAUGGAGAAAUGGUGAAUGCGUGGCAGUGGCGAAUAAAUCCUUCUUCCGAGCUGAUACGGUCUCAUUGCAUUGGAGCGAUAUUGGCACUAGUCUGCUUGUCCUGGCUUCAACAAAGACGAGCGAUACGAGCUACUAUGGCGAUCAAACACUUCACUUCCUGACCACAGCGAAAGGUGGUGACUCAGCCUCUGUUCCAAUGCCGAAAGGAGGUUCAAUUCAUCAAGUCCUUUGGCGCCCUUCUAUUGGACCAACUGCUCGACCUUCGGAGGAACAAUUCGUUGUCUGCCAUGGAUCUGCGCCGGCUUCCAUUCUAGUCUUCAACAUUAAAUGUGAGAAGCUCUAUUCCUUGGGCACGGGCGCAUGGAAUAAGCUCUACUUCAAUCCUCAAGGAACCCUUCUUUUAGCUGGUGGUUUCGGUAAUCUGGACGGCAACGUCGCUGUAUGGAAUUAUGAUAAAAGGCAACGUCUUGCCGAAUUCUCUGCUCGUAACACUUCAACCUUGUCAUGGCUAUCUGAUGGAGAACAUUUUGUUACUGCCAUCACCACGCCAAAUUUGAGAGUUGAUAAUGGAUGGACAGUUUGGCAUUACACAGGGCGUCCAGUGUCUCAUGAGAAUGUCGAGAAACGGGACCACCCUCGGCUUGCUACCGAAGACCUACCCGCCGCCACUGAGCACGAGCUUUACCAGGUCAUCCCACGACCUGUUUCUGUCGAUAAAUUGCCUCCUCCACCAAAGGUCUAUGCCAUUCAGGGAGCUACUGGGGCGGGAUCUUCUAAGUUGCCCUCUGUUAAGAUGGAGAAGCCCAAAGCCUAUAUUCCACCAGCGUUGAGAAAUAUGUCCUCUACCCCGAUGCAGUCAGGGAACGUGCAACACGCCGGGGUAUUAAAUAGAGGCCGACUUCCUCCCGUGCAAGUUGUGAUUAAAGAUCCGAGUGCUGCAAAGGCUGCUGCUGCUGCUAUGCGUGGUGGCGGACCUAAUGGUGGACCUGCAAAUAAAGGUGGAAAGAAGAAUAAGAAGAGAGUUGAUGGUGACAAUCAGCCUCCUCUUCCAUCUAGUGGUCCGGCGCUUCCAAAUCCCAAUCAGAAGCAGAUUAAUUUCCUAAAGAAGAAACUAUCGGAGAUCGAAAAGCUCAAGACUCUUCAAAAGACUCAAAAAUUGGAGAAGUCACAAUUGGAGAAGAUGGCAAAAGAGGAGGGUUUCCGAAAAGAAUUAGCUGAAUUGGAGAAAUUGUAA